Molecule: messenger RNA, 765 nt
Organism: Lathyrus oleraceus (garden pea)
Lineage: Eukaryota; Viridiplantae; Streptophyta; Magnoliopsida; Fabales; Fabaceae
Exons: 1
Coding region: 1-765 (254 amino acids)
Source: RefSeq, a predicted model, not a curated record
AUGGAACAACUUGAGCAAAAUUUGGCCGCUCUCAGAGAAGAGAUAGAGUCAAUGAAAGGUAGCGUUGAAGGUAUGAAGGACAAGAUAGACCAACUCAUGCGCAUCAUUACUAAUAUGAUGGCAAGAGAUAGUGAGGCUAACAAUAGAAAGAACGUUUCCACUUCGGUCCUUACACCUGUGAACGGUAACACCUUAUACGGUUUCAUCUCUGAUAUCCAAGGUACUGGAGUUGAUAUCACUCAACCAAAAAUAAACUUCCCUCUUCCUAAAGGAUCUCUUCCAAUUUUGGUUCAGAAUAGGGCACCUUGUCCUACACAAAUACCAGUUCCACAUGAAAAUUACAUAGACUUAAGCCAGAAAUAUGAAGAUGAAGACCCAAGGUAUAUGGUUCAAGAGAAUAAACCAGUUACUGCUAAUGGGGAACCAAGGGUCGACAACAAGUACAAGAUACUAAAAGAAAGUCUGGGGGUUGUAGAAGGCUUUAAUAUCUUUGGAAUUAAUGUUGUAGAAAUGUGUCUAGUACUUGAUGUAGUUAUACCUCCAAAGUUUAAGACGUCGGAAUUCGAGAAGUAUAAAGGUGUCAGUUUCCCUAGGAAUCAUCUACGGAUGUCUGUCAGAAAGAUGGCUGCCUAUGCGGAAAACGAGAAACUGAUAAUGCAUUAUUUUCAAGACAGGUUAAGUAAGGCAUCCUUAGAUUUGUAUAUGCAUCUAGAAAGAAUUCAUGUCAAAUCUUGGGAAGACCUUGCUAAUACCUUCAUAAAGUAG